This is a messenger RNA of Ambispora gerdemannii, 1914 nucleotides long. NCBI's taxonomy places the organism in Eukaryota, Fungi, Glomeromycota, Glomeromycetes, Archaeosporales, Ambisporaceae. The record is from the annotation of a GenBank genome assembly.
AUGUCACAGUGGCUACCACCUGGUCAAUACCCUCCUGCUUCUCAACCACCUUACUCGAGUUAUCAGGGACCUCCAACAGGCCCAUCUAACCAAUACAUUCCAGCUAUUCGGCCGCCGCCUUAUCAACGGCCACCCUUAAAUUCGACAAACUCGCCAUCCAAUGACGAGUUAUCUGCUUCGUACGAUAAUCUUGCAGUUAGUCUGAGAGGUACUGCUGGUCCAGGAGAAUUGGAUAGUUUUCAGCGAUCACUCUCAUUGCUUAUGCAUGAUUGCUCACAAUCUAAUAUUCAGCGUGGAAAAACAUGGAUAUUUGAUCAUUGCACAAAUCCGUCACAAUUUGAAGUUCUUGCUCGUUUUAUAAUUUCAUUGUCAAAAUCACGUCCGUUAUUUGAAGACAAAUUACAUUUAAUAUACCUAAUCAAUGACGUCCUUUUUCAUAGUGAACGUCGACAGGAACCCUGGAUAAAGGAAGCCUUGCAUCCGCACUUACAUCAUUUGCUCCGUGCUGCUUAUCAUUUUUUGGAUGCUACUGAAAAUCAACAAGAAAAAGUCUUGAAGGUUAUUUCUAUAUGGGGUGAUAAGCAUUAUUUUGAUGAGGCUAAGAUUAAUAAUUUGAAAGCCAGUGUCUUAAUUCCUCCUCCCCCGCCUGGACAACCUCCAACUUCAAAUUUCUCUGUAUCACAACCAUUGGCUCCGCCGCCGCCGCCACCACCUCCAGGACCUAUUAUCACUUCUAAUUUAUUACCCUCACAUAUUAGGCCUAUAUCAGAACCUGGUCCUCCUGGAAUAUCAUCGCAAUUUCCACCUCCUGGUACUUCUCCGCCACCGCCACCAUCGUCUAUACCAAUUCAAGGAAUGAUACCUCGUCCUGCAAUUCCUCCGCCUCCUGCAAUACCUCCAGUUCCCGAAAAGAAAUAUCACGAAUUACCAGCGGGAUUAAUGGUACCAGCAGUUUCGGCUGAGAAUCCACCAUAUACCCCUAUCCCUGUGGCCUCUAUUAGGAUUCCGCCGCAUCGUUUACCGCCUACUCCUGAAUUGUUGGAUGCUCUGGACAAAUUUUACGAAGGACUAAAAUUAAUUGUGCCUUCACCAGACGAAGAGAAUAAAGAGAGUUCGGUCACACCAAAGGAAAUAAUUGAGUUGGAUAAAGACGGAUGGGAAAAAGGAUUUCUUGACAAUUUUUAUAAAGAUUUACAAAUGCGUCGAGCAACGGCUGCUGCUAAAGCAGUCUCUGAGAGACAUCGCAUUCGGAAGAACGAGGAAGAAGAUGGUCAAGAGAUCGAAGUUAUUCAAGAUCUAAAUCAAUAUCAAGGUCUUCUUCACGAAAUCGUUCAAGGAGAACUAGAAGAAGACAUAGUUAUUCAGACUCGUCAAGAAGUAGAAGUAGAGGUCGAUCACGAGUUCAUGGAAGACAUAGAAUCAGAAGCCGAAGUAGAAAUCGUUCUAGAUCAGGCUCUAGGCAUCGGUAUAGAAGUCGUAGCCGUUCAAGGAAUACCAGAAGUUAUAGUCGUGACAGACGUAAGUCUAGCGAAUAUAGCUCCUCAUCUCGACGACGUCGACGUAGUAGGAGAUGAAAUUGCAAGGCCAGACAGAAUGAUAUCAGAUCGAAAUGUUGGUUUUCAAAUGUUGAAAAAAUUAGGUUGGGAAGGUGCUGGCACAGGUUUAGGUUCAUCUUCGACUGGGAUUGCUGAGCCUAUUAAAGGCGGUGAAGUUAGGCAUGGCGAACAAAAAUAUCUGGGAGUAGGACAUGAUCGAGGCGAAGGAGAUGACAUUUUUGAUCAAUAUCGUAAACAGAAAAGCUAUACAUAUCAAAGAAUAGAUGCUCCUUCAAAAGAUAAGCCUGCUGGAUGUUUUCGAUGUGGAAAACCAGGACACAUUGCUCGUGAAUGUCAUGCAAUUGGACCGUUUCACUAA